GGUCUACUGGGAAGAGUAGUAACAUGAAAGUACAAGACAAAAUCAGAGUUUUUUUAAAUGGAAUUUUUGACAUUUCUUGUAGGAUAUCGAGGAAGUCAAAAGGAAGGCUAUGGCUGUGGAAGAGGAAAACAAGAUGUUAAAGGCAAAGAUCAAGGAGUGGAAAGAAAGAUGGAAAGAAAGGGAAAAGGAUGAAAAAAGAGUUUUACAAGGACAGAGAUGCUUGAGACAAGAACUAAGUGCCUUACAAUACAGAUUAGGUCUUCGAUUCUUUGCUGAUGAUGUGAAGGAUAUCGAGAAAGUCAAAAGGAAGGUUAUGGCUGAGAAAGAGGAACAAGGACGGAGAAGCUUGAGACAAGAACUAAGUGCCUUACAAUACAGAUUACGCCUUCGAUUCCUUACUGAUGAUGUGGAGGAAAACAACUUCAAUCGUCAGCAGGAUGAUGAUGUCGUUGAUUGACAGCAUACAGCAGAAGGGAAACCAGGAAUUGGUUACACAGGUAUCCCUAAUGAAGGAAUACAUGUAUGAGGCCUAGCUUCAAAAAACGUUAGAGUAAUUACAGCAUUAGAGCCCGGGUGUCUGGUGCACCGCACAGCACCCCCUGGAUCCACCCUGUACACUGAAGUAGUUAUCUAGGUCUGCUCAAAUAGGACAAUGUCCUAUGGGUGUAAUGUGUAAUGGUGCAUGCUCCAUCAACGCACUGCAUAUUAUGCCAUGAAGUGGCUAUAUAUUCUUCUGAUAAGAAAAAGAAUGUAGCCAGUCACAUGAAUACAGGAGUGAGCCUUUCUUCAAUAUCUGAUCACCAAUAUUAAGAAUUGAGUUGGCUAAUCAGUCCUUUUCACUAAAAAAUGGCAACAUGGCAUGCAGUAAAUACAAAAAACACAAACGAAGUGUGAAGAAAAACAUGAGGCUUGUGCAUGCUGUUAACAUUUGGUUACGACAUGACAAAAGCUAAUAACCAUGACUGACUGUGAGGUUGAUUCAGUCAGUGGUUUGAGAGGUGUCAGUAGUUGUCAGUAGGUGUUGAGUUAGAUGUCAGUAGGUGUAAUAAAGAAAAAUAAGCUAAAACAUUUUCUAGUCAGUUCGCUACUGACCAAGGUUACACUCGAAUUGAAUACACAGUACUAUAUCUACUGAUCCUUUUUAAGGUUUAAUGUAAUUUUGAACAUUUUAUUCCAGAGAGUCUGAAUAUUGUUCUAUAAUAUUAAUAUCUCAACAUUAAUAUGGCCUAUUGUAUAACAUCUAAGGAGUUGAAAUGAAGAAUUUAUAGAUAGAAAAAUUACGUGUGUCAGAGCCACAUGGAUUUUAUGAUUUUUAAGAUAAGAUUUUUGAUUCAACGUAAUUGAACAUUCUCGCUAGCCGAUCAAGCCAAUGCAUGCCUAAGUACAAGCACAAUCCAACAAAAACUUGUGUUCUCUUAUGCUUGCAUCACUUCUUUUUAUGGUGCGAAGAUGCACUAGCUUGGAGGUUACAUCUGCUUGUGUCGCUAGUAAGAGGUUUGUAUCAAACCAUUAUUUUAGAAAAUAUUUAAUUAUAGAUCGUAACGCUUAAAAGAAUUAAUUUGCUUUCUUGUUGCACUGCAGUUUAAUCUUAAGUUUAUGUUUAUUGUUAAAUUAGAGUAAAGCUACAAAAUCAUUAAAAUUGUGAAGUUCAUAAAA
Actinia tenebrosa (Australian red waratah sea anemone) is the source of this 1656-nucleotide messenger RNA. RefSeq lists its product as uncharacterized. NCBI's taxonomy places the organism in Eukaryota, Metazoa, Cnidaria, Anthozoa, Actiniaria, Actiniidae. The record is from RefSeq and is a predicted model, not a curated record.